AUGAGUUUUGACGUAUCUAGUACAUCAGAUUCAUCUGUACCUGAUCCGUCUUCACCAUCAACAAUUAAUGAUAAUCAAGAUAAUAGAAAAAAUACAAAUUUUAUUAAAAGUACUCCAAAAAGAUCUCGAAAAAAACCAUUAAUUGAACCUGAUCAUGAAAACUAUGAACCACCAUCAUUAACAAUUUAUUGCAAUGCGAUCGUUCAAGGUUUACAGUCUCGAGAAUCUUUUCCAGCUAUUCAACAAGAAUUUUUACGACAAACAUGUGCUCAUUUUAUGCAACAGUAUCCUGAUUGUAUUUCAUGA
Molecule: messenger RNA, 306 nt
Organism: Rotaria sp. Silwood2
Lineage: Eukaryota; Metazoa; Rotifera; Eurotatoria; Philodinida; Philodinidae
Source: the annotation of a GenBank genome assembly